GGUACUGGCACUGCACUAUGGCGGCCCCAGUUCUUGCUCUAAAAUCUUGCUUGCUAUGACAGAUAUUGUUGACGUUUUUGUCGUAUUUCGUUUUUUACUUUCAUUUUAUUGUUUUCAUAUCAUUAUUCCAUCAUCAAAUGUCCCUUUACAAUGGAGUUAACAUUGAAACCAGCUCACAAAAUAGUACUCUUGAAUCAGGGGUUUCUGAAAACGAGAACAGUUUUGACCAGGAAGAUAUCUCGCCUAAAAGUUUCCGAGGCUUCGUAAAGAAGCCCGUUGUCGUCGUGCCGCGUUACGACGUAACUCCGUAUCUGAAGAAACAUUGUAUGACCGCCAACACAGACCGCCGACAUAAUCAUCUCGACAGUCUUAUGAAAUAUGUGAGAAAUUGUUCAGUAAGGGUUGCCAGGGAUGACCUGAGGAAGUUGCAAAGUCUGUUGUUAAUUCGGUCUCCUCGUUCGGACAUCUCAGAGUCCAAGAUUGACGAAGCAAUGGGCCAUUUAAGGUGUAAAAUUUGUGAAAAGAUAUACUCCAGUGAAAAGAAACUACAAAAUCAUCAACAGAACAAACACAUGAUUGUCUACCGGCCUAAGAGCAAGCCACAGAAAAAGGUGUCUUUCUCAGACCAUGUAAUUGUGCAUGAGGUAAAAGAAUAUCAUAAAUGCAGAAAGUGUCCUAGGAUAUUUGAAGAUUACAAGUUGCUGAAAGGUCAUAUGAAAAAGUGGCAUAGAAAACGUAAAUGUUAUAUUUGUAAUUAUUGUAAUAAAAAAUUUGUUGAUAGGAUGUUCUUCAAAGUCCAUAUACGGCUACAUUGUGACGUGUGUGGACUUCUUCUACAGAAUAAAUCAAAACUACAUGAACAUCGGCGAAUAGUCUGUCGUGUGUUCAAACUUCAUGAUUGCAAAACAUGCAAAACUUCUUUUUUUAAAUUCAUGGACUUAAAAGACCAUAGUUAUGAACAUUUGGGUACAUUUUUCAUUUGCGAUAUAUGUAAAGAUCAGUUUGCAACUAAAUGUGGGGUUGCGCACCAUAUAUCAUUCUUGCAUUCCAAACGUAGACCAAAAUCAUUAUACAACAUGAGGACUCUCGGAUCAGAAAGGUUGUACCUUUGCAACUUUUGUGACGAAAGCUCAGUCGAACGCGAUUUGAUAGAAGCUCAUUUGCAUUUGUUGCCAGACUUGUCCAACCGUGCAAUGACAGGUUACAAGGAUUAUUAUUUUUGUGAUCAAUGCUUGAAGAAGUUUGACACCGAGAAAGAUAUGCUGCAACACAAAUGGUCACAUUUUCUAAAGACAACUGACAAUUCACAGAUACGAGCAAGUAUAGAGAGCGCACCAAAAGUGAAAACUAAGUUUAAAGUCGGUGAAAAGAUACCGGAUUAUAUGCUGCCGAGUGUGGUUGUGGAGAAGAUCAUAGUGGGAGGGAAAGACCUUGAGGACACUAUAGACUUUGUGGAUGUGAACAGUUUCGAUGUCCAUAAUGGGAUGAUCAAAAAGGCUGUAGUGGAUCCUAGGAGCAAGAAGACAAUUGUUUCUAGACAUCAGUGUGAGACUUGUCAUAAGUUCUACUCGUCAAGAUACUGCCUGAAUCGUCACAUUGAAACUCAACACGGAGACUACGAGAACCUCCGAUGUAAAGUCUGCGAGGAGACAUUUGUAUGGCCGUCAUUGCUUAAAACUCACAAAUGUAUCCGCUCCUUUAUUCCCGAAAUGCCAUUCGAAGACGCCCGUCCCGAGAUACAUUUCGAUAACCUGAAUGAAUUAACUCAAAACAGUAUUGACAAUUUUAAUAUAGUGGACAGUGAUGAUUACAUGAACUCUGUAGACUUUGAGAUCCCCGCUCCAAUAGUUUCGUUGAAUGAAGGUGAUGAACAGUUUAUUCCUAAUGAUAAUACAUUACAGAAUAUAGGUUAUAAAGUGGUUAUGCAAGAAGUACCGAUAGAAUUUUAAGUAGAUAUUUUAUUAUUUACUAGUUAAAAAUGAUUCUGAUACUACAGAAUCAAUGAGUGUUACUUGAUCAUGGUGCAAGUGAUCGUGUGAACUGGUCACUGUCUUCUUUUGUUUUGUUAAACAAACAUUUUUUUUGUGAUUUAUACACUUGUUGGUUAAAUAAAAUUAGACCAAUGAGCGUGCUCAAUAGAAUUUUAAAUUGAAAAUUCAAUAAUAUAAAUUAUAAGACUAAUGAUGUCAGGACGCAAUAGAAUUCGUUCCCGACUAACUUGCUAUAAGUCUGAAGGGUCUGGUACCUUUACUGCUUGACCAUGAAGGCUUUUUAAUUAUGUUUUACCAUGAUAUUAUAUUUUUUCCAAAUAGGUAUGAAAAUUGUAAAUAUAGCUAACUCUUACCAAUACCUAUACUAAUUUAAGUACAAAAAUUAGAUGAUACUAAGCUGUAUAUCGUUACUCAAUAUGGGAAUAUGGGAUUACAUUACGGCGCUUGUUAUUUUUCUCUCUGUGAAGCGUUUGAGUAGACUACACUGAUAAUUUGCCUGUCAAGUAUAUAUAAACCCUUUGAACCUAUUUUCUGAUGACUUAAAACGAGACAGCUUUAGUUUUCGCGCGAAAUAAAACCGCUGGCCACAUAUUCAGUUUUCAGCUUAGGUCACUAACGUGGACAAAAAAGCGCUAGUUUAGCGGUAAAAGCGCUAAUUGCAACACUGAAUGUAAAAAUUUCUUGUAAUUUUCACAUUUAAUGUUUCACAGCAUACAAAUAAGCGUCUUCUCAAGAUUAUUGGCUCUGUCUACCCUGCAAUGGAUAUAUAUAUAUUUCACUAUACAAAGUAGUUAGUGUAAAAAGUUACAAUCAUAAGGCAAUGUAAAAAGAAUUAAACAAAUUGUUUUACUAAAACUUGUAUAAUUUAUAAAAUUUAAAAUUUCUGUUCUAAUUUCAGCAAUAAUAUAUAUAUUUUUUUUUUACACUUGCAGAUAUUUAAAUAAACAAGCAUAAAAAGUUUUAUGUCUAGUUGCAGAAUAAACAUGUUUCGUCUCAAUGUUUAUCCUGUAAGAGUAUCUGCAUUCAUUGUUAGUAACAAAAGUUUAACUAUGUACUUACUGCUGUAUUUAUUAUCAUUGCUAUUAAUGUUUAAGUUUUGCCAUAUAUUAACUUGUUUAUUUUAUUUUUAAAUAUUUAUUGCAUGGUUAUUCUGUAGUUCUAUGAAAGAUGUUCAUUAUCACACUGGAAUUACAGCUAAAAUGACUGAAUGAAUGAAAAUGAAUGUACGCAUGUAAAAAAUAUAUGCAUAUAUUAAUUUGUACGUUUUUUUUUAAGUACGCUCUAAUGCCAUCAUAAAAAGUCUAUUUUGCUUUUAAGCACCUUUUUUUGUUAUAUAAAUGUAUUUGUGUGCAAACUGGUCCCCGAAACAUAGAUACAUUACCGUUGUAAUUAUAAGUACAUAAUAAAUUGUACAUAUAUAAGAAUUUGUUUCAUUAAAAAUGCUUUUGUUGUUUUGCGAGGCCGCCCGCGACUUCAUCCUAACAA
Amyelois transitella is the source of this 3476-nucleotide messenger RNA. Its product is annotated as zinc finger protein 26. Bases 138 to 1949 code for a protein of 603 amino acids. Gene Ontology annotation, cellular component: nucleus. The record is from RefSeq and is a predicted model, not a curated record. Gene Ontology annotation, biological process: regulation of transcription by RNA polymerase II. NCBI's taxonomy places the organism in Eukaryota, Metazoa, Arthropoda, Insecta, Lepidoptera, Pyralidae. Gene Ontology annotation, molecular function: RNA polymerase II transcription regulatory region sequence-specific DNA binding; DNA-binding transcription factor activity, RNA polymerase II-specific. The transcript is spliced from 2 exons.